AUGGCAGAGACCCUUCAUAUCCCCGACGCGGAUGCCGCCUGGCUCGCGCCGCAUCUGCCGUCAGAUUCUGCCAUCCAGUCAGCCAAAACCCUGAACCGCCCACUUGUCACCCUUACUUUUGCGACCUCAUUGGACUCUUCUCUCUCUCUUGCUCCUGGCGUGCGGACUCGCCUUUCGGGCCCCGAGUCCAAGGCCAUGACCCACCACCUGCGCCGUCACCAUGCUGCUAUUCUGGUUGGUGUUGGGACUGUCAUCGCCGACGACCCGGGCUUGAACUGUCGUAUGGAUGGUGCAGAUCUUGGUGCCCAGCCUCGACCCAUCAUUCUAGACCCUCGUGGCCGUUGGAACUUCACUCAAGACAGCAAGGUCUUCGAAGUCGCCCGGGCCCGUAAGGGGUUGGCGCCUUUCGUACUCACCGGCGCGGCGGGUGUCAACCCCGAGAGGCAGGCCAUCUUAGAAGCCCACGGCGGAAAAUUCAUUCUCCUUGACGCCCAGGAGUCACAGCCAAGAUUCGACUGGCCAUCCAUUCUGUCCGCUCUCCACGCUGAGGGGUUACACAGCGUCAUGGUUGAAGGUGGAGGACAGGUCAUCAACUCCCUCCUUCAUCCCAGUUACCAGCAGCUCGUCGACACUGUCAUCGUAACCAUUGCACCUACCUGGCUUGGUCGCGGAGGCGUUGUCGUGUCCCCCGACCGAGUCCAAGGCCCUGACGGAAUGCCUGUACCUGCCGCUCGCCUGGCCGGGGCCGCGUGGCAUCAGUUCGGGGAAGACAUCGUUCUUUGUGGACAACUAAGUCAUGAAGCCUAG
This is a messenger RNA of Colletotrichum karsti, 807 nucleotides long. RefSeq lists its product as uncharacterized. NCBI's taxonomy places the organism in Eukaryota, Fungi, Ascomycota, Sordariomycetes, Glomerellales, Glomerellaceae. Bases 1 to 807 code for a protein of 268 amino acids. The record is from RefSeq and is a predicted model, not a curated record. Gene Ontology annotation, molecular function: 5-amino-6-(5-phosphoribosylamino)uracil reductase activity. Gene Ontology annotation, biological process: riboflavin biosynthetic process. The transcript has a single exon.